This is a messenger RNA of Culex quinquefasciatus (southern house mosquito), 4629 nucleotides long. RefSeq lists its product as uncharacterized. Bases 247 to 1290 code for a protein of 347 amino acids. The transcript has a single exon. Lineage: Eukaryota; Metazoa; Arthropoda; Insecta; Diptera; Culicidae. The record is from RefSeq and is a predicted model, not a curated record. Gene Ontology annotation, molecular function: nucleic acid binding; zinc ion binding.
AUUGGUAGAUAACUCUAUGUUGUAAUAAGACGUUACUCUUGAUAUAGUAUAAUUUGCUUGCAUAAUAACUGCAAUAAUGGUACCUAUUGUAUUUCCGGUAGAUAGUGUAUAUAAAGCGGCGUAACCAUUGUAAAACCCUCUUUCCCUGCUGACUGCUGAAUAAAGAAGAUCUCCUAUAAAAAGUGUAUAUUUAUUAGUGGCGACGAAGUAAAUCGCGAGUGAACAACGCGAGGUAAGAAAAAAAAAAUGACCAAACCGGAAGAGGAAAAGAAGCCGGACCAGAAGCCGGAUCAUGCGGGAAAACUCAUCGGAUCGCUGGAGAACUUCGUGCCGGGCUCCGACUUCGAGGACUACCUGGAGCGCGCGGAAAAUUUCUUUGAGUUGAACCAGAUCACGGACGACGGGUUCAAAAGGCAAUUGAUAGUGCAUUUCAUCGGUCUGCCGGCCCUACGGAAACUUCAGCAGCUUCUAUAUCCGAAGACGCACAAGGACGUGACGUACGUAAUCGUUACGGAUAAACUGAAGGCCUACUUCUGCCCUAAAAGGAACCGCAUCGCGCAAUCGGUAGAAUUUUUCAAGAGGAACCAGCAGGAGUUUGAAAAAGUGGCUGACUUCGCUGUUGAGCUGCAGGCGCUCUCAAAAAAUUGCGUAUUCGGAAACUACCUGGACAAGGCCCUGAGGGACAAGUUUGUGGCGGGAAUUGUAAGCCCCAAGAUCCAGGGGGAGCUAAUGAACAGUACGGACGACAUGACGUUCGAGCAAGCGGUGGACAAGGCUAAAGUUCUUGAGCAGAUAGAGCUUGACGUAAUGACUAUGAAAAAUAAGAACGGAAACCUAAAUCGGGUGAACGCAGGCAGAUGGUCGAGGAAGGACGGGAACCGAUCAGCGAGCCGUGGAGGACACCGAAGCAACUCUGGAGGCCGGGGCACGUGGAAGCAAAAGAAAAAUGGCUGGCAACGAGAUGGUGGCAGUGUAAUGAGCAAUGGCGGCCGUAGAAAUGGCUGGCAACGUGCCGGCGGAAGUGUAAUGGGCAACGGCGGUCGCAGUCAUGGCUGGCAACGUGCUGGAGGCAGCGUGAUGGGCAAUGGCGGCCAAUCGUGGAAGAAAGGCCCUCGUUGCUUCAAUUGUUCGGAGUUUGGGCACAUAGCGAGGUACUGUCGGUACCCAAGAGAGAAGCUGAACGCCAUGGCAAGUGGCACGGAGGACGAAGAAUCGGGCAGCAGUUCGGACGAAAGCCGGGCGCAUGGCGUCAACCACGUGGCGUCACCGGCGUUGUAUCAGCAGCUAUGACUAGACGGUAAGCGAAUACAUUUUGAGGUUGAUUCUGGGGCUACAUACACGAUCAUGUCAAAAGAAGACUACAAAGAACAUUUGGCUCAUUUAAAAGUGGAAAAAUCGGAAGUGCAGUUAAUAGUUAUGACAGGGGAUAGUUUGAGUCUAAAAGGGGUAGUUAAUGUGAUGGUUCAAAAACUGGACGAUAAGAGACUUUUUCCGUUGAAAUUAGUGAUUGUGAGAUCGAAACGAAAGUUCACGCCAUUACUGGGUCGUGAUUGGAUGGAUGUAUUAUAUCCAAAAUGGAGGACUAAGCUAGUGAACGUAAUUUCCGACCCAACAGAGCACGAUUUGCAGAAAGAGAGAAACGUGCUGAUGGGGAAGUUAAAAAAUCGGUAUGGAGAAAUUUUGACUAAGAGUCUAGAAGAGCCGAUCGAAGAGUUUGAGGCGGAAAUUCACCUCCAAGAGGGGGCAAGACCAAUUUUUUGCAGGGCUAACGAAGUUCCCUACGCCCUGAAAGAAAAAGUUAGUGACGAACUGGACAGGCUAGUUAGAGAAAACGUGAUUAAACCAAUAAAACACAGCGACUGGGCGUCUCCAUUAGUAGUAGUUCCGAAAAGUGACGGUAGUGUGAGGUUAUGUGUGGACUGUAAAAGAACCGUCAACAAAGAGAUAAGCAAUGAACACUAUCCGCUUCCGAAUAUUAGUGACAUUUUCGCGAACUUGAGUGGCUACAAGUAUUUCACUAAAAUUGACUUGUCGGGGGCAUACAUGCAAGUGCCAGUUUCUAAAGAAUCGCAGAAGUAUCUGACUGUGAAUACUCAUAAGGGUCUUUUCACGUACACGAGGCUACCGUUUGGAAUCUCCAACGCAGCAUCCGCUUUUCAACAAAUUAUGGACGUAAUAUUAGUCGAUUUACCGGGAGUACAGUGCUAUUUAGAUGAUAUAAUUAUCGGUAGUGAUACAAUCGAAGGGAUGCCGGAAAAAGUGUGCGCAGUAUUUGAUAGACUUAAACAGUACAAGGUUAAGGUUAAUCUCGAAAAAUGUGAAUUUGUUGUUAGAAAAAUCUCGUAUUUAGGACACGAAAUCUCCGAAAACGGAUUAAGUCCUUCACAAGAAAAAAUUAAAGCCAUUCUCAAGGUGCCUCAGCCCAGAGACGUUAGCCAAUUGAAAUCAUUUCUUGGCAUGGUCAAUUAUUACUCAAAAUUUGUGCCUCGGUUAUCAACAAAACUAACUCCCCUAUACGCCCUGAUCAAAAAGAAUUCGAGGUUCAUUUGGUCCAAAGAGUGCGAGAAAGUAUUUCAAGAAGCAAAAAGAAUGCUCGUGGAUAACAAAGUGCUCCAUCUGUAUGACCCAAAGUUGCCAAUUGUGGUAAUUUGCGACUCCAGCCAAGUUGGAGUAGGAGCUGUCCUCUGCCACGUGGUGAAUGGCGUCGAAAAACCAGUGUUUUACGCGUCUAGUACCUUGUCUAAAGCUGAGAGAAACUACCCUAAUCUGCACCGUGAAGCUUUAGCGGUGGUUUUUGGCCUGACGAAAUUUGCUAAAUACAUUUUCGGCAGAAAAAUUUUGGUGGUCACAGACAACAAGCCUUUGGUGGCCAUUUUCGAUCAGAAAAAGGGAAUUCCUCCCUUGGCAGCCGCGAGGUUGCAAAAGUACGCGUAUGCCAUCGCUAUUUUUGAGUUUGAGAUUGUCUACCGGAAAGGGACGAAGAUUCCCGAGGCAGAUGCUUUGUCACGGUUACCAAUUGAGGGGGUAACCGGGAUCGAUUCUGACGUUACCAUAUGUAGUGUCGAAGAAGAGGUUUCUUUAGAUUUUACGAGAAUUGGGCGAGAGACUCAAAGAGACCCCAUUUUAAAACGGUUGUUUAACUAUGUUAAAAACGGUUGGGAUGAUCAUGCAGUGGAGAAAGACCUAAAAUUUUUCUACGAGAAAUUGAGUUCCUUAUCGAUAGCAGAAGAAUGUCUGCUGUUCUGCGAACGAGUGUUAAUACCGAGCUCUUGUCAGCAGCGUGUGCUAGAGUUGUUGCAUGGCUGUCAUUUGGGCAUUGUUCGAAUGAAGCAAAUGGCUCGAAGAUACGUUUAUUGGCGAGGUUUGGACGAUGAUAUCGAGAACUUCGUGAGAACGUGCAAGGUCUGUUCUGUAACUGGAAGAUCAGUAUCGAAGAAGUUUUCAACAUGGCCGUCAGUAACUAGACCGUUUGAGAGGUUACACGUGGAUUUCUUCCAUAUUUGUGGGAAAACUCUUUUGAUCGUGGUAGACUCCUUUUCAAAGUGGAUUGAGGUUAGAAUAAUGAGGACCACAGAUGCUCAGGCUGUAAUUGAUGAGUUAGAAUCGAUAUUUGUUGUUUUUGGUUAUUGUGACGAGAUCGUCUCAGACAAUGGACCACCGUUUGGGAGUGGUAUGAUGAAGAAGUGGGCAGAUUUUUUUAAGAUAAAACUUACGAAAAGUCCAAGUUACUGCCCAGAGGCCAAUGGGUUGGCAGAGCGUGGUGUACAAACAGCAAAAACUUCUCUUCGCAAAAUGCUGAAUGAUCCUAAGUACAUGCACAAAAGUUUGAAAGAGAUGAUAAACGUGUUUUUGAUGAGCUAUCGGAAUAGCUACAGUCAGGCGCUUGGGUGCAAUCCAAGUGACAAAAUGUUUAAUUUCAAUCCAAAAAUUGAUCUCGAUGUGAAAUUCAAAAGUCCCAAGGAGGAAAAGAAAAAGGGGAAGAAAAAGGUUCGAUUUGAUGAUAGGAUCAGGUAUUCUGAUGGGCAUACACAAAAGAAAGGAAAUGAGUUCAAAAUCGAAGAUUUAGUUUGGUACAAAAACGAAUUCAAAACUGAACGAAACUGGGUAGAAGCGAAAAUUGUUGGUAUUAACAGCCCAAGUACAUACUAUAUUGAUAUAAAUGGAGUAGUUAAGCUAGCAAGUAGAAAUCAGUUAAAAGUUAGGCACUUGAAGAAAGAUUAUUACAUUUUCCCUAAAGUACCAGUCGAAAGUGAGAUGAGGAAAAAACGUCUGAGAUCAGAUGAUUCUCCUAUACUAAAAGAACAACAACAUACUAAGCGUAGAAAAAGCAAGCGUAAGAAGAAGAAGCCAGAUUUUUGGCACAACGCAUAUAAUAGGCAGCACCGAGGAAAUUAUUGUUAAAUUUAAAAUAAUUGUUAUUAUUUUGUUUACAGGAGAGAAAUGAUAAAUUGGUAGAUAACUCUAUGUUGUAAUAAGACGUUACUCUUGAUAUAGUAUAAUUUGCUUGCAUAAUAACUGCAAUAAUGGUACCUAUUGUAUUUCCGGUAGAUAGUGUAUAUAAAGCGGCGUAACCAUUGUAAAACCCUCUUUCCCUGCUGACUGCUGAAUAAAGAAGAUCUCCUAUAAAAA